Messenger RNA from Talpa occidentalis (Iberian mole), 2790 nucleotides. RefSeq names its product zinc finger CCHC-type containing 10 (gene ZCCHC10). The record is from RefSeq and is a predicted model, not a curated record. The transcript is spliced from 4 exons. Bases 28 to 540 code for a protein of 170 amino acids. Lineage: Eukaryota; Metazoa; Chordata; Mammalia; Eulipotyphla; Talpidae. Gene Ontology annotation, molecular function: nucleic acid binding; zinc ion binding.
CCGCGCGGCAGCGUCAGCCGCGCUAAGAUGGCGACUCCCAUGCAUCGUCUCAUAGCCCGGAGACGAGCUGAAGCAAAUAAACAAAACGUAAGAUGUCAGAAAUGCUUGGAAUUUGGACAUUGGACUUAUGAAUGCACAGGAAAAAGAAAAUACCUACAUAGGCCUUCAAGAACAGCAGAACUAAAGAAAGCCUUAAAAGAGAAAGAAAACAGAUUACUAUUACAACAAAGCAUUGGAGAAACUAAUGUAGAGAAAAAGACCAAGAAAAAAAGGUCUAAGAGUGUCACCAGUUCUAGUAGCAAUAGCAGUGACAGUUCGGCCAGCGACUCUUCAUCAGAGAGUGAAGAAUCAUCUACCUCAUCCUCCUCAGAGGACAGUGACACUGACGAAAGCUCCUCCAGCUCAUCAUCUUCAACCUCUUCCACAAGCUCUUCUUCCUCCUCUGAUUCCGACUCAGAUUCCAGCUCUUCCAGUAGCAGCAGCUCUAGCACAGAUAGCAGCUCUGAGGAAGAGCCACCAAAGAAAAAGAAAAAGAAAUAGAAUUGCUUCAUUUAUCUUGGACUGAUGGACUACAAACAUUAAUGUGAUUCUCAAAAGAGAAUCAAGAAAAUGUUAAAGCCAAAUAGAUUCAUUGGUCAAAAUUUGUAGAGUUUAAAAAAUUCUAAGUGUUCUACAUUGUCAGAGCAAAAAGAGUAUUAAAUGUGAAUUUUAUAUAUAUAUAUAUAUAUAUAUAUAAAUAGACACACACACACUUUUUUAUUUUAAGGGUGAAUUUUGUUUUUCUUUUUUAUCUUUAAAAUGUCUCUAGGGUUUAAUCAGAGCUUAAAUAUAGUAUUUCUGUCUUUGUGAUGAAACAUGUUCUUUUUUCUCCUGUGAAAUAAAUGCCAUACUUUGUUAUAUGUUAAUGGUAUAUAAUCAGAUAUGCUUUCAGGAUAAUGCAUCAGACUAUCUGGCAAUGAAUUUGUAAUGAUUUUGGUCUAAUGUUACUAUGUAAGACUUAAUACAUUGUUACUGUAAGCUUAGGUGUUUUCCUACUGUUAAUAAAUGUGCUCUAUUUUUAUGUUUAUAUUCAGAAAUUAUUCUGAUUUCUUUUCUUAAUGCAGAGUUCAAGGAACCCACUAAUAUACCUUUUGGAUGAUACGAGCUUCAAGUUGCUGUGUUGUAUCAUUCAUUUUCCUCCUGUUCUUGAGUUACCCUUUUCAGGAAAAUCAUUCUGGAGGUACAUGAAAAGGAACAGAAAUCUAAAACUACUUAGGAGACUAAUCUUGGUGCCUUUGAUAAAUUCAGUGUAUCAGAAGAGAAACAGUUCUGUAAAAAGAUAACAUAAGUAAAGUGAUGUAAAUGUCUUUGUAUAUUAAUAUGCUGUGAAAGGUGUCAUUCAAUAGAAAAAAGGAAAUAGGAAGAGGUAAUUUUAUAGAAAAUUAGAGCAAUGUCAGAUGCCUUUCAUUAAGAUUUUUUAAAACUUUCUAAAGAUUGCCUUUUGCCAUUUUUGCAAUUAUGGUAUGACAGUUUAUAUGGUAACUGGUCAAAUAUGACAGUCUACUGCAAAAUAUGAAUUAUUUGGGUUAAUAUGGUAUGUUGUCAAAGUAUAUAUACAGCCGGAAUCAGCAUGAAAAGUUAAAAAAGAUAUACUGCACAAUUAUUUCUUUAAAGUGCUCUGUUGUGGUGAGAUUAUUUGGCUUAACAUCAAAUUCUGUGAUGUCUUAAAGCUUUUUGGAAAGGUAUCAUUUGUAGAAAAAUCUUGACUUGGAUUAAAUAUAGGUUUUUAAAACUGAAUGUUGUAUUUUUAAAAAUAUUUAUUUAUUUAUGUAUACAAGGUGUGUGUAUGGGGAGGGGGAGGUAACAGGAUUCACCAGAGAUAGAGGCGGGAACAGAACAGGCAGAUUGACUGAAAUACACUGCUGAGGUGAGCUUAAAGCCAGACAGGAGAGGUCUGCUGUGCCAUGUGGGUUAGCUCCCUGGCUGGGAUCCAACUCAUGCUGCAGUGGCUAGUGAUAGCCUGAUAGCGCUGGGACUUUUUUUUUUUUUAAUACAAGAACCGGGGUACAGGCCAGAUUCGCAGGUAGGUGAGAGAAUUCACUGGAGACAGAGCAGGGAGCAGAACUAGCAGACUGAAGAAAUACACUGCUGAGGGGAGCAGCAGGUGAGACAGGAGAGGUCUGCUUCACCAUGUGGGACCCUCACCAGCGGGCCGGGAUAGAACAGGGCGUUGCAGAGGCUGCGGACAGCAUCAUAGCGCUGUGCUCAACCGCCUGCGCCACCAGGGGAGUCCCAAGAGACUUUUUUAAGAUUUAUAUAUUCAUGCAUACAAGAAUCAGGGUACAGGCCAGAUGUGUGGGAGGGUGAGAGGACUCACCAGAGAUAGAGUGGGGAACAGAACAGGCAGACUGACUGAAAUACACUGCUGAGGGGAGCAGCGGGGGAGACAGGAGAGGUCUGCUGCACCAUGUGGGUAUCUCCCCGGCUGGCUGGUAUCAAACCCACGCUGCAGAGAUUGUGGACAGCUUCACCAGCUUCACAGCGCUGCCCUCAACCGCCUUCACCACCAGGGAGUCCUGCACUGAGACUUUAACCCCUGCCCACCAGGGAUGCUCCUGAAUGUUGUAUUUUUUAAUAUUUUUAUGAGAAAGUAGUGGAAACUUACUUUUGAAGAAAAUGGGCUUCUAUUUAAAUAUUGAAGUAUGUAGUUAUGAGUUUAAGGAGCCUGUAAUUACCUGUAUUACAGAACCAUCUGCUUUCAUAACUAAACUUUCAACAGAUGUUUCAAAAACUCCAUAUAGACAACAGUUG